AUGUACGAGAAGCUGCCUGUGCCGUUUGGCCUGGCAAGGUACGGCGUAGCUCCGGACCAUCCGGAAGUAAAGAACUGUGAAGAGAAGUUUACGGAAGUUGCAGCAUCUCCACGCUUCAACUUUAUUGGCAACGUUGAGUUGGGCGAAACGCUGCCUCUUCGGGUGCUCAAGCCACACUACGACGCCAUCCUGUUCGCCUAUGGCGCUCCGAAGGAUAAGAAGCUGGGGAUCCAAGGAGAGGACGCAUUGCGCAGUGUAUAUUCGGCGCGGGAGUUUGUGGGAUGGUAUAACGGGCUACCGGAGCAUCGAGACCUGAACCCGGACCUUGCCGCGGGAGAGGAUGCUGUGAUUAUCGGUCAAGGCAAUGUUGCAUUGGAUGUAGCUAGGAUACUACUGUCCGGAGUGGAUCGUCUCCGCCAGACUGACAUCGCCGAUUACGCCUUGGAGACGCUGUCCAGCAGCAAAAUCAAGAGGGUCCGGGUAGUAGGCCGCAGAGGCCCGUUGCAGGCGUCGUUUACUAUUAAAGAGGUUCGAGAACUGCUACAGCUCCCCUCUGUAUCAUUUGACCCCAUUCCUCGUGAUCUUCUUCCCCCAGAAGACGUCAUUUCAGCCCUCCCAAGGGCGCAGAAACGACUGAUCCAGCUACUCUCCAAAGGAUCUACCAAUGACCCUACCACAACCACCAAGUCGUGGUCUCUUGACUUCCUCCUCUCGCCAGAGUGUCUCAACUGGUCUCCUGUCUUCCCUUACCGCCUGUCUCAUGUGCGCUUCGCCCGCAACGAACUCGACCCCGCGGAUCCGUUCUCCGCAAGCGCCAAGGUUAGGCCCAAGCACCUUUCCGACGGCAAGCCGGCCAAAGUCAACAUUCCCGCGAACACGUUCUUUCGCAGCGUCGGCUACAAAGGUCUUCCCUUGCCUGGACUAGAAGACCUUGGAGUGCCAUUCGAUGAGAGCCGCGGAGUAAUUCCCAACGACGGCUUUGGCCGGGUCACUGUGCCUCUGGCGUCAGAGGCCGGGACUCAUGAUACACUCCCAAAUGGGUCCCUGAUUUCGCAUCUGCCGGGGCUAUACUGUGCCGGGUGGGUCAAGCGGGGACCGACGGGUGUGAUUGCCACAACAAUGACAGACGCGUUCAGCACGGCGGACGCGAUCGCAGCGGAUGUGGCACAGCAUGGUAACACUCUGCUCAACCCAUCGAACGAAAGGACCGGCCUCGGAUGGGAGGGCGUCCGUGCCGAGGCAGAGCAGCGUGGUGUAAGAGCAACGACCUGGGAAGACUGGGAGCGAAUUGACCGUGCGGAGCGCGAGCGUGGAUCGCUCAAGAGCAAGCCACGGGAGAAGUUUGGACGAGUAGAGGAGAUGCUGGCGGCUCUGUAG
Molecule: messenger RNA, 1377 nt
Organism: Aspergillus nidulans FGSC A4
Lineage: Eukaryota; Fungi; Ascomycota; Eurotiomycetes; Eurotiales; Aspergillaceae
Product: NADPH-adrenodoxin reductase
Exons: 3
Coding region: 1-1377 (458 amino acids)
Cellular component (GO): mitochondrion
Molecular function (GO): oxidoreductase activity, acting on iron-sulfur proteins as donors, NAD or NADP as acceptor; oxidoreductase activity
Source: RefSeq, a predicted model, not a curated record